GAGCAGUUGACUGCCGUCGUGUGUCUUUGAGCAGGGAGGAAGUAGCAAGGAAGUCACGGUACCCCGAAUUAAUAACACCCCGUCUGGAGCAGAGACAUGGCUUCAAAUAAUAGCUCGGCUGGCAAAUGGGAGGUAGUGAAGAAAGGGAAGAAAAACAACAGCUCAGGAGGAGGGAAGAACCCGACUGACAAGAAAACUGGCAGCGGGGGAAGGAAAGCCCUGGGCGAAUCUAACCAGCCAUCCAGACCACCCCUGAAGAUGUCAGAGACUCUGUUUGACGGCUUUGAGAAGAUGGGAAAGAAACAGAACAAGGAACAGGUUCCCCCGCCGGCCGAUCCUGAAAAUAAGAAGCCCUCGUCAAGUAAACCAUCCAAGAAAUCACACUCCAGCAAUACAGUUGCCCCUGCAACUCACAAGACCCUCGAGGAAGCCUUCAGAGCCUUGGAUGUUGGGGACCUGAAGCAGCAGUUGGCUCGCAGUCAGACCUUGUUUCCAGAAAACCCAUCAGUGUGGGUCAAAGACCUGGCAGGAUACCUCAACCUCAAACUGACUGCACCAGAGACCGAGCCCACAAUGAGCAGCUAUGCUCACGACUACCCAUACUGCCUUAUAGGAAAAGAGCUGAAGGGUGUGAUCAAAGGCCUCAUCGGACGCUGCAGUGACGUUCUGCCAGAUUUCUUUGACCACUGUGUUUAUACUAUGCUCAGGGAGCUGGACAGACAGUCAGGAGAACCUCUGCAUGGCUACAGAGUUUGCAUUCAGACAAUCCUACAGGACAAACCCAAAAUAGCCACCCAAAACCUGCCAGAGUAUUUGGAGUUAUUGCGGUCAGUUCAAAAUCGUCCAGUCAAGUGUUUGACCAUCAUGUGGGCUCUUGGCCAAGCUGGAUUUUAUGACCUGAGCCAGGGAUUAAGAGUGUGGCUGGGUAUCAUGCUUCCUGUGCUCGGAGUGAAGUCAUUGUCUUCUUAUGCCAUUGCAUAUCUGGAGAGACUUCUCCUACUUCAUGCAAACCUGACAAAGGGAUUUGGCAUCAUGGGCCCUAAAGAGUUCUUUCCUUUACUGGAUUUUGCCUUCAUGCCCAAGAAUGCCCUGUCAUCAAGUCUGCAGGAGCAGCUGAGGCGUCUAUACCCUCGACUGAAGGUCCUUGCAUUUGGAGCCAAACCCGAGAGCACAUUACACACAUACCUGCCGUCAUUUCUGUCCAGAGCCACACCACACUGUCCAGAUGACAUGAAGAGAGAGCUGCUCAGCAGUAUGACGGAGUGUUUGUGUGUGGAUGUGCAAAGUCUAGGAGUGUGGAGGCAGCUCUAUACCAAACACUUACCCCAGUCCAGUCUGCUGUUGAACCAUUUAUUGAAGUCCUGGAAUAUCCUGCCACCAAAGCUCCGGAAGAACCUUGAAGAAACAAUCCAGUCUUUCAGAGUGACCAAUGAGGAGAUGAGAGACAAUGUUGAAUCUCAGGACCUUCAGGAGUGCAAUAGCCUGUGCCAGAAUCUGCAGGUAAAGAUGCGUGGUCGUGGCUUCCCCUGGUUCAAGCUGCUCAUGGUUCUGCUUGUGUUUGUUGCCGGCUUCAUCGCUCAUGACAUCAGAUCCCACGGCUCCUUCACAGAUUCCACCACAGCCAGGCAUCUUCGCAACUCUGGGGUCACAGCUGUAUCUCAGCAGGCCUGGAGCAAAAUAACAGUCUACACCAAACAGGGCUUCAGCUGGUUGGAGACAAACACUCCUCAUUAUUACUCUGAGUGUGUGCGGGUUAUGGGGCCACUAAUGGAACAAGGUUUGGAAAAGGCAAAAACAGCAGCCAUCUUCGUCUCUGAAAACACCACACAGUUUAUUCUCUGGGUGAAAGAAAAGACACCCCAGGCCAUAGAAUGGGUGAACACCAACACUCCAGACAGUGUGUUCCAGGUAUUAGCAUAUUUAAAGGAGCUCCUACUCUUCCUCCAUCAGAACUACAUUCUGCCAGCACUGGCGUGCAUUUCUGACCUGCUACAACGAGCAUGGACCAACCUACAGGACUCCUGCAACGGUGAGGUGUCCGUGUCCUGUCUGCAGGGCCAUGCUUUGUCCUUCACCAACUCGACGUGGCAGCUGCUCCAACACACAACCUCAGCAAUCAAGACGUGGGCUCAGGAGCUGCUGACACGGGCAUGAUAACAUCGCAGAUGCUGACUAAUUUACACACACACAGUAUACACACACAGAGUCAUUUACCCACACACACUGACCCAAUCUGUGGCUGCCUUUCGGUGCGUUGACUCCCCUCUCAAGCCGUGAUUGGACACUGUGGGGAUUAGACAUACAAAUGCUCACUCAAAAGGACCCUUCUAUCUCUUGUUUUGGCUAAAUUUUUAAAUCAGUUUGCUGUUGUAUAGAUGUUUUUUUCUACCAAUCCUUUGUCACUGCUGGAUGCAGAGGUCGUAUCUCUCUCUCUAUCCCUGUUUUCUAUUGCAAAUUUCAGCUGUUGCUUUAACCUUUGGAUUAAACAAAUUGUGUAAUUUAUAGAAAAUGUAGGUUUGUAGAUGAUUUAUAAACCAUUUUUAUUUAAAAUACAGAAAAAAGUGUUAUGUGAAAACAGGGAAGCAGGGAAAAGACCAAAACACAUAUUCCAGACUUCCCCAAGCCACUGAAGACCUUAUCAGUUAACUUGAGGACCACUUUAUCUCUCACAUUUGGUUCAGCUUGCUAUGAAGUCGGAUCAGAUGCAGUAUGGUUGUGUGUGUGUGUGUGUGUGUGUGUGUGUGUGUGUGUGUCAGGCUCAGUAAAGCCUUCAUCAGACCCUAGAUGCUGUCCAGUGGGCAGCUCACAAUAUAAAGCCUUCAACAUUAAAGAUAGUGCAGGGAAAGGGUCACAUCUGCCGGUGGAUUGGCUCCUUAAGAAGAUUUUAAGUGGACAGAAUAUACGUCUCACAUCAGUCCAAAAGGUCCAGAAGAACAAGAACUCUACCUGCUGUGUUGUUUGUCCUGCAUAUCUCCUCGUCUUGUCUUUGCUGCUUCAUCAUCUGUCUGCUGUCUCAUGUGCGCUUUCGUUUGCCAUCAGUAGCUCAACACCUGAGCUGAAAGCAGCAAUGUGGUUGUUUCUGAGCAGCUGAUUCACUAACCCUUCCCGAUAAACAGGAUGUUUGGAUGGACACGGCAAUGACUAAUGUCUUACUUUGUAAUGUAAAUGAUUUAUAAUAAAGGCUUCAAUCCCA
Molecule: messenger RNA, 3193 nt
Organism: Chelmon rostratus (copperband butterflyfish)
Lineage: Eukaryota; Metazoa; Chordata; Actinopteri; Chaetodontiformes; Chaetodontidae
Gene: tmem214
Product: transmembrane protein 214
Exons: 17
Coding region: 97-2154 (685 amino acids)
Cellular component (GO): Golgi apparatus; endoplasmic reticulum
Source: RefSeq, a predicted model, not a curated record